GAUCCUGGCCGGAUCCUGGCCGGACCCUGACUGUGGCCGGAUCCUGGCCGGACCCUGGCCAGACUUUGGCCAGACUCCGGACCGGACCCUGGCGGACCCUGGACCCUGGCAGGGUCCGACCCUGGCCAGACCCUGGCCAGACCCUGCCGUGGCCGGACCCUGGCGCUCUGGCGCCGGACUCUGGGCAGACCGGCCGCAGACCCUGCCGGACUCUGGCCAGACCUGGCCGCGGAUCUGGCCGGACUGGCCGAACCUGGCCGAUCCUGACCCUGGCCGGGCCCUGGCCGAACUCUGGCCAGAACCCUGGCCGCACUUUGGCCCGGACCCUUGCCGGACCUGGCCCGGACUCUGGCCGGACUCUGGCCGGACCCUGGCCGAGCCCUGGUCGAACUUUGGCCGAACCUUGUCCGGACCUUGGCCGGACCCUGGCCUGGACUUUGAGUGGCCUGGACCUGAG
This is a messenger RNA of Symbiodinium pilosum, 457 nucleotides long. NCBI's taxonomy places the organism in Eukaryota, Dinophyceae, Suessiales, Symbiodiniaceae. The record is from the annotation of a GenBank genome assembly.